UUAUAAAUGACCAUUGGAUUUGAAUCGUACUCAUCACAGAAAACCAACGCAUUCCCUCAUCACAAAAAUUGACUUAUCCCUUCAUCCUCUAGCAAUGGCUACUUUUGAUGCUGAACUCAGGGCACAAAUGAACCAACUCUUUGAACCUGCAGGGUCAGCGUUCUGUCGCGACGAGAUUCGAUACCCAACUUCCUCCGGGCAGUCGAGCGCUGGCACGCCCGAUCGAUCAUUGAGUGGAUCCCCCUGCAGCAGCAGUGUAACAUUAUGUGAGGAAGUCGAAGAAGAAGCUCACAAACUCAAGGAUGACCAGCUCAGUGGGGCAUUGGUGCAGGAAACCGUGUCAAGCAUCCACUCGCGUCACAUUCAAGCGAUGAAAGCCGAGUUCAACCCGAAUGCCGCGGUAUUCAUUCCUUCGUCUCCCAUCAUCCGCCUUUUGGCGUCUGGCCGUGCUCCUUCAACUAUUGGCAUUACGCAGACAUGGCAGGAUAUCCUCCGCUUUGGCACACAGAUAACUGAUCGCCCUUUCCGACUUCGCCUGGUGCGACAAUUGUUUGAUAUGGGUCCAUGGACGUUCAAUGCACUGUGCGACCUUGCAUGGCAUUUCUACUUGGCAGUUGCGAACAAACCGAGCAUUAUGAACCUUGGACCGGAGGCCGCAAUCUUUGCGGUAGAAUUCCGUGAUGCAUUGAGGAUCCAUGACUCCGAAUGGGACUCCAGCUGCUUCGUAUUCCACCUGCAAAAGUAUGCCUUAGAGCACUUCAAACCAUACUGGUGUUCUCAUGAUAACCCAUGGGCUAUCUCCCUGCGGAAUAAACCUGACGUCAAGCGAUGGAAGGCCGCGUUGGAUUUGUCUGGCUUCAUAGCAGACAUGUUCGCAUUCGACAUCAUCAAAGCACCGACCAUGCACGAGUGCCUGGGGAUUCUGUUACACGAGAUGGUCAGCGUGGAACAUGUGCGCGCUGUCCAAACCAUGGUUAAACGCGCCGGCCCGACAUUAUGGCAAACAGCCGAUAGUCAUGAACGCCUCCAGGAAUUCACCACACGUUUCUUGGAGCGCACCAGCUUAUUGCCAGAUAAUGCAAAUCCUGACUGAACUAGAAAACUCCAUCAAGAAAGCGAUACGGGAUGAUAAUAUUAUUUGGCUGAUGGGUGAAUGGCAUGCGCAGCGGUCCGAGUGCCCUUCGCCCGUGGUAAAGUCUGUUUGGGUGUAACUUGGGUUUAACUCCUUAUAAUAUUUCGAUCUACUUAUAAUGUGUUGGUGCUUAAUAUGCAGU
Suillus paluster is the source of this 1274-nucleotide messenger RNA. RefSeq lists its product as uncharacterized. The record is from RefSeq and is a predicted model, not a curated record. The transcript is spliced from 3 exons. Lineage: Eukaryota; Fungi; Basidiomycota; Agaricomycetes; Boletales; Suillaceae. Bases 95 to 1093 code for a protein of 332 amino acids.